GAAGUUCAUUGAAGUGGUCUUUUGAGGUAUGGUGUAGGUUGAGAAAUACGUGGACGCAGUGCAGUGGAAGGAAUAAGGGAGUUAUUUAUUGCAUCGAGGUUGUGUUUUUCCAGAAGAGACAGUUUCUAUUUCGCACUUAAAAAGUCGUUCUUCUACCGGCCACAAUGGUUGCGCAAAAGAAACAGAAAAAGGCAAUGGAGAGCAUAAACUCCCGCCUGGCUCUUGUCAUGAAGUCGGGAAAAUAUGUUCUUGGCCUGAAGCAAACUCUGAAAUCCCUGAGGCAGGGAAAGGCGAAGUUGGUAAUAAUUGCAAACAAUACACCACCAUUACGGAAAUCAGAAAUUGAAUACUAUGCCAUGUUGGCAAAGACUGGAGUUCAUCACUAUUCUGGUAAUAACAUUGAACUUGGAACAGCAUGUGGAAAAUAUUUCAGGGUUUGCACACUAUCCAUCACAGACCCAGGAGACUCGGAUAUCAUUCGUUCGAUGCCAACUGCUGAUGGACAGUAAUGUUAUAAUGCAAUUGUGUGUGAAUAAAGUUUUUAAUAUUUAAAGUUCUUAUAAA
This is a messenger RNA of Schistocerca serialis cubense, 564 nucleotides long. RefSeq names its product 60S ribosomal protein L30 (gene RpL30). Gene Ontology annotation, cellular component: cytosolic large ribosomal subunit. Gene Ontology annotation, molecular function: structural constituent of ribosome; RNA binding. The transcript has 3 exons. NCBI's taxonomy places the organism in Eukaryota, Metazoa, Arthropoda, Insecta, Orthoptera, Acrididae. The coding region runs from base 165 to 509 and encodes 114 amino acids. The record is from RefSeq and is a predicted model, not a curated record.